Molecule: messenger RNA, 5183 nt
Organism: Brassica napus (rape)
Lineage: Eukaryota; Viridiplantae; Streptophyta; Magnoliopsida; Brassicales; Brassicaceae
Product: germin-like protein subfamily 3 member 4
Exons: 1
Coding region: 4509-5123 (204 amino acids)
Cellular component (GO): cell wall
Molecular function (GO): manganese ion binding
Source: RefSeq, a predicted model, not a curated record
AUUUUCGUAAAUUAUAUGAACUUGUGGGGUGAAUAGGGCAAAACCAAUUUUCAAAAAAAAGGGAGGUUAGUUUUGUGUUUGACUUUAAGUUGUAGGUCAAUUUUGCAAAAAUCCCUUAAUACAUUCAGCAAGUCAUAAAUUUACGUCACAUAGACAUAUUAAUACUGUAAUUCACAUGCAUGUCACUAUAAGCUUCAAUCAAUAAUGCAACUUUUUGGCAGACAAAUAAUCUCCAAGCGAACCACAUAAAUUCAUUAAGAUAGUUUUAAGGAUAAAAAGAAACCCAUGAUUACAAAUUUUGAUGAUGAUGAACUGUCUUGAUGUUACAGUUUAAAAGAAGAUGAUGGAUCCCACCAGUAGAAUUUGUGUUCUUACCGAUUUCUCGAGGGACCCGCUUUUUCUCAAUUACCGGAUAUCAUUAUAAAUUGGACCUUGAUUACCAAAACCUAACACUUAGAUGAUCAAAAUAUCCCGUUACAGACAUCGUAAUCACAUUCUGUCACUAGGACCACAACAAGGCCCACAAGGCAUGGGCAACAAAACCAGAGAGAGGGUUUAUGUUCUUACUUUUCAGUAAUAGGGAUUAGCAAUUGAAAAUGACGAGAACGAGUCUGAGGUGAUGGCACAGUAACAUUUUAAAGAGUCUUGAGAGACACAAUCAUAGUUUUGAUAAUGGAGAAGGGUAGUCAGUGAAAACAGUCUUAUCUGCAUCAUUUUUAUCUUUUGCCAGUUACAACAUUUCACACUGGUCAACAUUCAGCGAUAAUUAGUUUGUGCAGUGAAAAAAAUUGUGAGUUUUGCGAUAAUGUCAACAUUUCAAAAGCAGAUUUUAAAGGCACUGGAGUCGAGAAGAGAAAUACAUUUCAUAUUAGGUGAACUUUGUUGUCUUCUUUAUGGACCCGGACCGAAAGAAUAAUUUUCUAUAUUCAACCCGUUUCCUUGCAUGCAGUAAUAAAUUAAUAAUAAGGAAAAAUUAGGACUUUUUUUAAAAGGAAAAAUUAGGACUAUAUAUUGUAAAUUAUCAUUCGAACGAUGAGAAUCGACAAGCACGUGUGAGGGGAAGAUCUAUUGUUUUUCCUGUGUGCUAAUUGGAAAGAUAUAUUUUUGGAUGGAUGCGUUGUGUUAAGAUUCGUUUGCUGAAGCUUCGAUUUGGUACCAAAUCAAAUACAUAUAAAUUAGAAGAACCUAAGUCUAAUGGUUAAUGUUUAAAGGUUUUAUAUUUUGAUGACAAAAAAAGGUUUUAUAUUUACGUCUCGAUCCAAUAAGACUUUCUUUCGUACUUUCAAGGUCCGACAUAUAUCAAAAGAACACAAUUCAGUGAUAGACAUACUUGCACUAGGUGAUAUAAGUUUUCAUUAUGCCAUGUUCUAUAUCGAUUUUAUAUUUUCCGGUUUGGCUAUCCAAACUAGUAGAACAUACAUCAUAGUUUAGUUAUUAUUGUAAAAAUAAAAAAUUAUUACAUCUAAUCAAUCUUCUUAUUAUUUUGACACACAUUUAUAAUUCCUAAGAAGUUAAUUAAAAGUGUUUGAAAUCAAAUUCUAGACUAAAUUUUAUGGGUCACAAUUACUAACUAAUAUAUUUUAAUUUAUAAUUUGUUGUUUUCAUUGGUAAAUAUGCAAUAUAAUAUUUUUCAAACACCAAACUAAUAACAACAUCUAAAACUGUUUUAAAUAUUUAAAAUUAUAACAUAGUUGUUAUUGAUUUCAACCCAUGGACUUUAUGUUUAAUACUUUUCUCACAUGCAAAAUAUGGUAUAGUUUUCAUUCCUAAAUAUAUGCAAUAUAAUAUUUUUAAAACACCAAUCCAAUAAAAACAUCUUAAAUUGAUUAAAAUAUUUAAAAUUCUAAUAUAGUUAUUAUGGAAUGAAAUAUUUAAAAUUCUAUUUAAUACUUUUCUCACAUGAAAAAUAUACUAUUUAUAACCAAAAAUAAAACCAAUAGCAGCAAAUUAUAAUCUACUCAGCGAGGGUUUAGGAAAAUAUAAAUUUUAGUAGUCAUAUAUAUUUAAGAAAUUUUCUAUUUUCUAUUUUAUAUACUAUACAAUAAAAUUGACAUACAUUUAUAAUAUAAGAUAAAUUUUUAUAUAAAUAUUCAAAUAAUUUAUUCUACUUUUACACUUGUUGUAUAGUUUAUAAUGCUUUUCUAUUUUCACUUUAACCAUAUAUAUACACAUAUAACAUAUUCUUAAGUAUUGUAAAUUAAAUUAAAAAUACAUAAUGAAUAUACACUAAAAUAAUGUAUAUUAUUUUUAUACUUUGUAGAUAAAUAUAUCAAUAAUUUAUAGAAUUAAUAUAUUAAUUAAUUCAUAAAUUAAAAGAUCAAAUAAUUAUAAUACAAAUAAAAAAAUUCAACAAUUUAUAAGAUAAACUAAAUUUAUUAAAAGUAUUGAAAAGGAUAUAUUUAUGUUAAUUAUACUUGAUUUUAAUUUAUAGAAUAUUUAAAAUAUAAGAUGAUAGAGUUGAUAUUUUGCAAGUGCAUUUUCGAAAUGUUUCAACAAACAUCAAAAAUAUUAUCAAAUACAAAACAAAUUAAGCAAUGCGACACCUGUUAAAAUUAUGGAUUGCGUCAUUUUAAUUUCAAAUUAUAAAAUAAAAUUAAUUGACUAUAAAAAUUUAUGAGAAAUUCUCUAUAAUAGCAUUAAAUUUUUUAAUCAUAAAUAUAUCACACAAGGAUCAAAAUGACCAAAAUGUUUCAUUGAAGAAGUAAAAGGACAUUAUCUCAUAGUUAACUAAUAUAGACUUACGGUUUAUAUUUGAAAGGUGGGUUUUUGAGCAUUGGAGUUUAGGAUUUUAAAAUUAAUUAAAUAACUAUUUGAAAUUUAAAGUAAGAAUUUUUAAAAUAAUUUCAAAAAUAAUUUUAGAAUUUCGAAAUAAAAUUUCGGAAAAAUUGAAAAAGAGAUUCAAAAAUAAAAUUAAAAGUUUAAAUUGAAAACGUAUUUUGUAAUUAUUUAAAUAAUUAUUUAUAUGUAUAUAUUUAUUAAGUAAUGGUAAACGAAUUGUCUUUUAUCUUGUUAAUAAAAUAUAUUCUGGUCAUUUUUGUGUUUUCUUUUGGUCCGAAGUCCCCAUUUUAAAUUCUGUUAGGAAAUUUUCCCAAAAAUUAAAUAAAUGAAUUAUACUAUUUUGAAAACAUACAGUAUUAGAAAUGAAACUGCUUUUAAAACUGGUUAAAAAACUAUAUUCAUAAAUUAUAUAUGAAAUUGAAAAUAUAUCUAUUUAUACUAUUAUUUUGAUAACUGAUUUUGCUUAUUUAUUAUUUUCUUCAUUAUUUUAGGUUUAGUCAUUAAUUUUUUAUUUUAGUGAUUCCCAAAUUUUUUUAAUGAUUUACCUUCUCGGUAUUUUGAAGCAGAAGUUUAGACUGUAGUAUGUCACGGUUGGGCUAUCUUUUUGAUGGGCUUGAGAAGGAGUUGAAACAAGGCCCAUUUCGGUAUUUUGAAGCAGAAGCUUGGACAGUAGUGUGUCACGGUUGGGCUACCUUCUCGCUAGCCAACUCGAUACCGCCAGACUGUGCAUUUGCGUUCAAAAGUUUAUGGCGGGAUCUUAACACAGUUGUUAGAUCUUAAGGCUUGGUUGGAAACUCAAACGCUAUACCAUUUCAAUUCUUGCUCGGUUUUGAUGUUUUAUGAGAAUGAUUCUCUGACAACCUAUCCCGCUCACUCGGAAUCCGGUUCACGCAGGGCACCGACCCUAACUUCUCUCAUGUGCGUCCCUCCCGGCGUUCUUCGAACCCAAGAUCAAUUGAUGACAACUCAUUUGAGUGUUGUUAAAGGGUGAGGUCUUGGGUUGGAGUAACGCCAAGUGCAUCAAUAACCUAUGUAUGGCCGAGAGGAGCGCACAUGAGAGGGGUUAGGGUCAGUGCCCUGCAUGACUGCGAGCCGGAUUCCGAGUGAGCGGGAUGGGUUGUCACAGAUUCGUGUUUGAUGAAAGGAGCCCGGGCACAAGUAAAGCUGGUGGAUUUUACUCAUGUUCUUGAUGGAAAUGGUGUCAUCGACCAUACGUUCUUGGGUGGACUCUGCUCUUUCAUAAACUUCAUCCAAGAUAUACUUGAGAGCUCGGACAACAGCCAUGAAACUGAUACGUCCCAGUAUGAAAAUGGGCACUAGGUGUUUUUCUCUGACUCGUUUCAAAUUAUGUGUUUGGACAUAAACUUUUUGUCCCCUUUAAUUCUAUAAUACUUCAAUUUCAAGCUAGCUAUGCCUAUGAAGCUUGUUUGCUUUCCUGUUAUAGCAAAGCUGAAUUGCAUAUAUUUGGUAAACAAAAUAGAAUCAGAACUAGAAGAAGUAAUAAUGUCAACAUCAGUAAGUUGGAACAUUAAUGAAAAGUAUUACUUAGAAGCGAUUUUCAUCUUAAAACAUAAUCUUACUCAAAAAGCCACUAAAGUAGUGUACUCAAUUCUAAGCUACAUCGAUUAGAAACAGUGGUUUAAUUUUGGUGUUGUUGGGCUUCACUUUUAUUUUCUAUAAAUAUAUAUCUGAACAUUUACAAGUUAAGUAGUCUUCAUACCUAAUUCAUAAUGCUGAAACUCUUCUUCUUGAUCUUGUUUUGUGCAAUCUUCUUAACUGUCUCUUCAGAUUCAGACAAUAUGCAAGACACUUGUCCGACGGCUCAAGGAGAAGAGAGCAUAUUCUUCAUCAACGGCUAUCCUUGCAAGAAUCCGACCGAGAUCAACGCUCAGGAUUUCAAGUCCACCAAACUUACUAUAGCCGGAGACACAGACAAUUAUCUCCAGUCCAACGUCACAAUGCUCACAGCAUCAGAGUUUCCAGGCCUCAACACUCUUGGCCUCUCCGUCUCACGCACUGACCUCGAAAGGGACGGAUCCGUGCCGCUCCAUUCGCAUCCAAGGUCAUCCGAGUUGCUCUUCGUGGUCAGUGGAGUCGUGUUCGCUGGAUUUGUCGAUACCAACGACAAGAUUUUUCAGACGGUUCUGCGGAAAGGCGAUGUAUUUGUCUUCCCUAGAGGCUUGCUUCAUUUCUGCUUGAGCGGUGGCUUCGAACGAGCCACCGCUCUCUCCUUUUACAAUAGCCAGAGUCCUGGAGUCGUGAAUAUUGGAGGCGUGUUUGGGAUCGAUCAAGAACGUAUAGUGAACAUCACGAGGUCGUUAGUUACGGACCGUGAUGAGCUUUAAGUUGUUUCUCUUUCACAAUGUUAUUAAAAUCAAAACCAGAGUUACAUGACUUUUUAAGAA